Messenger RNA from Asparagus officinalis (garden asparagus), 853 nucleotides. RefSeq names its product 60S ribosomal protein L11-like. Lineage: Eukaryota; Viridiplantae; Streptophyta; Magnoliopsida; Asparagales; Asparagaceae. The coding region runs from base 108 to 656 and encodes 182 amino acids. Gene Ontology annotation, cellular component: cytosolic large ribosomal subunit; ribosome. The transcript has 5 exons. The record is from RefSeq and is a predicted model, not a curated record. Gene Ontology annotation, biological process: translation. Gene Ontology annotation, molecular function: structural constituent of ribosome; RNA binding.
GCCACCUCGCGUGUUUCUCUCGUAUAAUAACCCCCAUCUAGGGUUAGGGUUUAGUCAUUCCUGUCUAGCCUCUCGUCGACGGCUGCUCUCACUCGAAUCCGAGCUCAAUGGCAUCGGAGAAGAAGCUCUCGAACCCGAUGAAGGAGAUCAAGGUGCAGAAGCUGGUGCUCAACAUCUCGGUUGGAGAGAGCGGAGAUCGACUCACGAGAGCCGCUAAGGUCCUUGAGCAAUUGAGUGGGCAGAGUCCUGUGUUUUCAAAAGCUAGGUAUACUGUUCGAUCUUUUGGUAUCCGACGUAAUGAGAAGAUUGCAUGUUACGUCACAGUCCGAGGUGACAAGGCAAUGCAACUCUUGGAAAGCGGUUUGAAGGUGAAGGAGUAUGAGUUGCUGAGGAGGAAUUUCAGUGAAACCGGAUGCUUUGGUUUUGGUAUCCAGGAACACAUUGAUCUUGGAAUCAAGUAUGACCCUUCAACAGGAAUCUAUGGUAUGGACUUCUAUGUCGUGUUGGAACGCCCAGGUUACCGUGUUGGCCGCCGCCGCCGCUGCAAGUCCCGAGUUGGGAUUCAGCACCGAGUUACGAAGGAUGAUGCCAUGAAAUGGUUCCAGGUUAAGUAUGAGGGAGUCAUCCUCAACAAAUCUCAGAAUAUCACCGGCUAGAAAAACAUAAAUUCACUUGAUUGCUGGCCCCAAGCGUUUUGUUAGAGAACAAGUUAGUUACUAUUAUCUUUAGAAACUGUAGAAUGGGUUUUGUUUGUGAUACAAUUGCUUUAGUGAAAAGACCUUGCAGAUCUUCGUUGACAUUGUUUUAUCAUGCUACUUGAGAUUCAUAACCUGAUGAUACUGUUUUCGUUGCC